Molecule: messenger RNA, 1314 nt
Organism: Pararge aegeria (speckled wood butterfly)
Lineage: Eukaryota; Metazoa; Arthropoda; Insecta; Lepidoptera; Nymphalidae
Product: putative nuclease HARBI1
Exons: 2
Coding region: 76-1314 (412 amino acids)
Source: RefSeq, a predicted model, not a curated record
UGCGCAUACUCGACUCACCGUCGUCAUUCGUAUUGCAAUUUUUCGAGAGUGUAAACGUGUACAUCCGUGAAUAAAAUGAUGGAUUGGGACGUGCUUUUGAUUAAAUUACUUGCAGAAGAAGAAGAGGAAUUUAUAAAGAGAAGAAUAAUUGUAGAGAGAAGAAAAAGAAGAUUUUGGGUAAAUAAAAUUUGGCAGUCAAGAUGUGUAGAUGGUGAAUUUCAUAAAUUGUGUAUUCAUUUGAAAGGCGUAAAAUUUUAUGACUAUUACAAAAUGGAUUAUCAAAAAUUUAAAAAAUUAGUCCAUUUUUUACGCCCGCAUGUCGAAAAAAGAAAAUCUAAAUUUCGUUCUACCAUUUCGAUUGAAGAGAGACUAACUGUAUGUCUAAGAUUCUUAACAACAGGUACCAGUUUCAAAGCUCUGUCUUUCAAUUACCGCAUGGGAUAUAGUACUAUACGAUCAAUCGUUCAUGAAACGUGUGCAGCUAUCUGGAAAAUACUCAGACCUAUAGUUAUGCCUAAACCUACGGAGGUGUUAUGGAAAGCUGUUGAGGAAGAUUUUAAAAAUAUUUGGAACUUCCCAAAUUGCAUUGGCGCUAUCGACGGCAAGCACAUUCGAAUAAGGGCACCUAUAAAAAGCGGAAGUCAGUAUUUUAAUUAUAAAAAGUUUUUCAGUACAGUGCUUCUAGCCGUUGUAGAUGCAAAGUAUAGAUUUGUAAUUGUUGAUAUUGGUGCGUAUGGGCGCAACAGUGAUGGUGGUAUAAUGUCUCAUUCUAAAUUGGGUCAAAAAAUGCAAGGAAACAGGCUAAAUAUACCACGAAAUAAAACUUUGCCUGGAACAAACCAAGUUUUACCGCACGUAUUUGUAGCAGACGAAGCCUUUGCCUUGACGGAGAACAUAAUGCGCCCAUAUCCCGGAAACCAAAUUGAAGGAGACCCGAAGAAAAAAAUAUUUAACUAUAGAUUAAGUCGAGCUCGACGUAUGGUAGAAAGUGCUUUUGGAAUUUUAAGGCAGAAAUUUGAAUUUUUCGAUAGAAGUCUAAGAAUACAGCCUAAAUAUUUAGAUAACAUAAUACUAGCUUGUACAUGUUUGCACAAUUAUAUAAUAGACGGCGAAAAUUUAAGAUACGAGGAUGUGAUAAAUAACUCAUCAAACAGCACAAUUUUUGAAAAUAUCAACGAUAUAUCUCAUGACGAAGAUAGUGCUUUGUUACCAAGGACUACACGAGAAAAAUUUAAGGAUUAUUUUUCAGAAGAAGGGUGUGUUAACUGGCAAAAUGAUAUCAUAGAUACUCGUUUAAAUGUAAUAGUAGUUUAA